This is a messenger RNA of Magnolia sinica, 1672 nucleotides long. RefSeq names its product 11S globulin seed storage protein 2-like. The transcript is spliced from 4 exons. NCBI's taxonomy places the organism in Eukaryota, Viridiplantae, Streptophyta, Magnoliopsida, Magnoliales, Magnoliaceae. Gene Ontology annotation, molecular function: nutrient reservoir activity. The coding region runs from base 57 to 1475 and encodes 472 amino acids. The record is from RefSeq and is a predicted model, not a curated record.
AUCUCCGCAUCUCUCCACAGACACAUCUUCCUGUAGCUCUUUUACUUUUCUCAGCCAUGGGCAGGCCUUCCCUUCUCCUAGUGACCCUCUGCUUUGCUUUCAUCACCGUGGCCCACCUUGUUGUGGGUCAGACCCAACAGUCUCAGGAAUCCCAGCGUCGACUCCAGGACGCCCAACAGUGCCGCAUCCAGCGCCUGAGCGCAACCCGUCCUGCUCGACGGAUCGAGUCUGAGGGCGGCAUUACGGAGCUGUGGGACGAGAACGACGACCAGUUUCAGUGCGCUGGUGUGGCUGCCAUGAGAAACAUCAUCAGGCCCAGUUCCCUUUCGUUGCCCAACAUGUCCCCCUCCCCACGCCUCGUCUACAUUCAGCAAGGAAGAGGGGUGCUAGGGAUAACGUACCCGGGGUGCGCAGAGACCUACCACUCUAGAGGACAGCCUGGGAGCACCGGAGGUGAGAAGCAGCAACAACGUGGUGAGAGUAUUAGUGACCAACACCAAAAGAUCCACCGGAUCCGACGUGGAGAUAUCGUAGCCCUCCCAGCUGGCGUGGCGCACUGGUGCUAUAACGACGGCAACGAAGAGCUUGUGGCCCUCUCUAUUACGGAUUUCAAUAGCGAGUCCAACCAGCUCGACCAGAGGCCUAGGUCUUUUUACUUUGCGGGCGGGUCCCCACAACAACAGCAGGUCCAGCAGCAACGACGUGAAGGGCAACAUCAGCAAAGGGAGGGAGAAGAGAACAUAAUGCAAGCUUUUAAUGAAAACAUCCUGGCGGAGGCAUUCGACGUGUCGGUGGACAUCGUGAGGAAGAUGCAGAGAAAUGACGAUAGGGGCUACAUCGUCAAAGUCGAAAGAGGAGAGAUGAGCAUGGUUCGGCCUGACGAAGAGGCAGAAGAUGAAGAGCAAUAUCAGCGAGGUAGGAGAAACGGAUUUGAAGAGGUCUACUGCAAUAUGAGAGUAAACCAUUACAUGGACAACCCGAAAGAAGCCGACAUAUACAGUAGGCAGGCAGGCCGUCUCAACUCAGUCAACAUGAACAAGCUUCCCAUCCUUCGGAUGCUGGGCAUGAGCGCUGAAAAGGGCUACCUCUACCAGAACGCCAUAUUCUCGCCGCACUGGACGAUCAACGCCCACAACAUCUUCUACGUGACCCGCGGUGAGGCCUAUGUGCAAGUGGUGGGCCAUAAUGGGCAGACGGUGCUCGAUGACACAGUGAGGGAAGGCGACCUUGUGGUAGUGCCCCAAUAUUUUGCAGUCAUGAAGAAGGCGGGCAACAAUGGCUUUGAAUGGGUGUCGUUCAAGACGUCGGCCUCUCCGAUGAGGAGCCCACUGGCGGGGUCCACAUCAGCGAUCAAGGGAAUGCCGAUGGAAGUGCUGACAAAUGCAUAUCAGGUGUCAUACAAAGAGGCCCAAAAUCUGAAAUUCAAUAGGGAACACCAAGUGAUGUUCUUCCCCCCUCCUAAUCGCUCCUCUUAGACCUGAAUUUUGCUAUGCUUUCUUAGUAGUAUGUAAUAACGAGUGAAGAAAGAGAGUGGUUGCACUUGUGGUGAAAGGCAAGGUUUUGUUACCUUACAAUGCCUACAUAUGUGGUUAUAGAAUAAAAGAGCGUGUCAUGAGUUUGUAAGUCUGUUACACUAUGGUAAUAAAAAAAUGUGUGUUUCUUUUUCUUUUUA